UGACAUUUUGUUGAAAAUCACAUUAAUUGAUUUCGUUUCACUAGCCAAAAGGAAUCCAAAGUUCUAGUUAAAAAAAAUGAAGGUGGUAUAUAACGCUUUGUUUAAAAGGACUUCAACAUAUGUGUUGGCAAUUAUGGGCUCAGUGUUCUUCUUUGAGAGAGGAAUGAACGUGCUUGCUGAUACUGCCUUCGAUUCCUACAACAAAGGCAAAUUGUGGAAGGACAUCAAGGGAAAAUACGAGUAAUUUAAUUCUUUUAAAAUAUGUUAAAUUUCUUUAAAUGAAAUAUUCGAUUUAAUUAGAAUAAAUUUAAAAUUUUAU
Teleopsis dalmanni is the source of this 319-nucleotide messenger RNA. RefSeq names its product cytochrome b-c1 complex subunit 9 (gene ox). Bases 77 to 244 code for a protein of 55 amino acids. Lineage: Eukaryota; Metazoa; Arthropoda; Insecta; Diptera; Diopsidae. The transcript is spliced from 2 exons. Gene Ontology annotation, biological process: mitochondrial electron transport, ubiquinol to cytochrome c. The record is from RefSeq and is a predicted model, not a curated record.